AUGGCCGUGAACAUUUUGACAGGAGUGAUGAACACACUCCUUGCGAAGCUGGAAGAGGUGCUUCGCUACGACUAUUCAGAGACCGAAUUUGCUAUCUCCAGGGCUUUCAGGUACAGGAUCUGGCACCUGAAACAAGGCUUGAGCUGCAUGAAUGACCUGCUACAGAAGAAGCUGCCUGACAUGGAGACCCUGGAUAUCCAGCAAAGGGAGCUGAGGAGCAAGGUACGUGAGCUAGCCUACUCUAUUGAGGACAAGAUCGACAUGUUCAUGCACAGCUUCAGAGCUGUGACUGACCAGGCCGGCUUGCUGACCGAGACGAUGGAUCUCAUGCUCCCCGUUUUGUCCGGCAAAAUCGACGAAAUAAUUCAUGCUGUCGAGGAGGGCAGGAGAAGUGAGAGAUACAACAGCAACCUCGAUGAAUCUAUCAACUCUUGGGCAAACUCAUCGACGAAGAUUGAUAGAUCGAGCUCUUCACACAGGCUCGUCGGCAUGGACGUCCCGUCCGAGGUGAUCGUGCAGCUGCUAACGGAGGACAUGGAGAGAGGAUCAGGACAGCGGCUCAAGGUUGUCUCCAUUGUGGGAGUUGGGGGCCUUGGUAAAACAGCUCUGGCCAACCAGGUGUACAAGAAGGUCCAAGGCAGGUUCGAUUGCACGGCGUUUGUGUCUGCAUCUCAAAACCGUAGCAUAUCAAUGGUCUUAAGUGACAUUCUUUCUCAAGUGAAAUAUGAUGGACCGGCCGAUGACAUACAAAGUCUCAUCGAUGCAACCAGAGAAAACGUCGCUCGCAAGAGGUUCCUCAUUGUAAUCGAUGACAUAUCAAGCGUAGAAACAUGGAACAGUAUUAGUGGUUUUUUUGUCGAAAACAACUGCGGAAGCACGAUUAUUACAACUACUCGUAGUAGACGUGUAGCUAAUGCCUGCUGCUCUAACUUCCAUGGCAUUCUCUUUGUCUAUAAGAUGAAACCACUAGGUUGGACUGACUCCAGAAGCCUAUUUUUCCGAAGAAUUUAUGGAUCGGAGAACUACAGCCCUGAACCUGAGGAACUCAUAAUUGCCCUAGAUAUUUUAGAGAAAUGUGGAGGAGUUCCGUUGGCUAUAGUUGUUAUAGCUAGUCUUUUGGCUAGUCAAGAUGAAGUUAACAAGCUGGAUAACUGGUUGAAGAUAAAAUACUCUAUGGGUUUUGAACUGGAAAGAAAUCCUAACUCUGAAUGGAUGAAGCAUAUACUCAAACUUUGCUACAAUUUUUUAUCUUGGGAACUGAAGACGUGCUUCCUGUAUCUUCAUAUGUAUCCUGAAAACUAUAACAUCAUGAAGAAAGACUUGAUAAGACAAUGGAUAUCAGAAGGAUUUAUUACUGAAAGAGAUGAUGAAGACCUGGAAGAUAUUGCUGAGAGCUACUUCAGUGACUUCAUAAACAGAAGCUUGAUCAAGCCAGCAGAGUUUGAAUAUGGCGAGGUUAUCUCUUGUCGUGUUGUGCACAAAUUGUUGCUUGAUUUUAUUGUUCAGAAGUCCACAGAGGAAAACUUUGUCACGGUAAUUACUAAUCAAAUUUGCUCAGGACAAGGUCUUUCCAUUCGCCGGCUCAGUUAUCAAUGCAACCAUGGUCGUAACAUGAUCCAAGCAAGUGAAUGUGUACAAGUCCGAUCCUUCGCAAAUUUCAGGGGUCGGUUCUACCAAUGUGCUGAAAAUUUGCCAUGUCUUCUUAUGUUUAGAGCCUUGAGGGUUCUAAAUCUGAGAAUGCAAGGAUGUUUUGCAUUCUUUGGAUCAUACGAUUUGUCUCCUAUAUGUAACCUUCUCCAACUAAGGUAUCUCAAGAUGGAAGGUGAUCAUUUCCAGUUUCCAGAUACAGUUGGGGAACUGCGGUAUCUGCAAGUGGUUGACAUAGGUGGUUGGUGUGGUGAUCUCGAAUUCAUUGGUGGGUUUCUGAGUGAUGCUUGUCUGCCAUCAUUGCGGCAUCUAAGUAUUCCGCAGAGUGCUAAACUCGGCAGAGGGAUUAACAGGCUGAGCUCCAUACGUACACUUGAAGAAAUUGACUUCUGCAGCUGCUCCAUUGAGAACAUCCGACACCUUGGCAUGCUGACCAAUCUCACGACGCUUCGUAUCAUCUACAGCCGUCGUCGAGGCUAUGACGAAGAUGACCAGAGUACAGAUAGAGUAAAGUUUGCUGCUCUUGCCACCUCCCUCAGGGAACUGGGCAGCUGCAACCUUCGUUGUCUAGAUAUCAGAGUUCCUCUAUUGGAAUGUAGAAGGCAACCUCCCAUUGGUUUCUUAUGCAGCUGGUCUCCUCGUCCACAGUUCCUCCAGAGGCUUCACCUUCACAUGAUAUUCUUCUUCAGGGUUCCAUGUUGGAUACAACAGCUUGGGACCUUAACUAGUUUGCGUCUCAAGGUCGACAACCUUGAGGGCGACGAUAUGCGAGUUCUAACUAGAUUACCCUGCCUCACUUACCUUGAUUUGCAAGCCAUGAAGGUUCCAGGUAAGGACAUCGUCAUCGACCGUGUCUCGUUUCCAGCUCUCAAAGAACUAAAGUUGAUCUAUCGAUCUUCCACUCUGUCGAUUGAGCCAAGAGCAAUGCCGAAACUUAGAACUGCGCAUCUUAUUGUGUUUGGCCAAGUGGAGGAGCAAGAUGCUAGGUCUCUAGUUGGCAUUCAGCACCUUCACAUGCUUGAAGACAUCAUAAUCACAUACGAUGACAACAAUGUGAGGGUCGCAUUCAGCGAAGCCCUCAAUAAGCAUCCAAUGAUAGGUUCCAUAAGAGCAUUUUUCUAUUCCGAGGGAGAAUUUGUUAGCAUGCACUAA
Messenger RNA from Oryza brachyantha (malo sina), 2799 nucleotides. Its product is annotated as disease resistance protein RGA5-like. The record is from RefSeq and is a predicted model, not a curated record. NCBI's taxonomy places the organism in Eukaryota, Viridiplantae, Streptophyta, Magnoliopsida, Poales, Poaceae. The coding region runs from base 1 to 2799 and encodes 932 amino acids. Gene Ontology annotation, biological process: defense response to other organism. The transcript has 2 exons. Gene Ontology annotation, molecular function: ADP binding.